CACUCCCCAAACACCCAUCCAUGGCAAAAUCCUUCCAUCCCAAGACACAAACCUACUCAUCUCCACGACCGCCCAUCCACCUCCCCGCCAACCCCAACCUCUCCCUCACCUCCUUCCUCUUCCAAAGCACCUCCUCUUUUCCUCAAACCGUCGCUCUCAUCGACGCUGACACCGGUGAAACGCUGACCUUCCACCAGCUCAAACUCCACGUCUCCAAGCUCGCACACUCUUUGCUCCAGCUCAGCAUCGACAAACACGACGUCGUCCUUAUUAUUGCCCCCAACUCAAUCUACUUCCCCGUAUGCUUCCUCGCCGUCGCCGCCCUCGGCGCCGUCGUUUCAACCUGUAAUCCUUCUUACACCAUUUCCGAACUCUCCAAGCAAGUCUCGGACUGUAACCCAAAGCUCAUCAUCACCGUUCCUGAACUCUGGCACAAAAUCAAAGAAUUCAAUUUACCUUCCAUAAUGUUAAGUUCCUCAAACUCCAUCAAAAUAACGUCAAAUUCGAGAAUUUGGUUCUACUCUAAAUUGAUAAGAUCGAACCCAGCAUGUGAUUUCUCAACUAAGAAUGUGAGGCAGAGCGAUGCAGCCGCCCUUCUGUACUCAUCCGGCACGACCGGGACGAGCAAGGGGGUGAUUCUAACUCAUAAGAACUUCAUCGCGACGUCGCUUAUGAUGACAGCUGAUCAGGACCAACACGGCGAGCCGAGGAACAUGUUUUUGUGUUUCAUGCCGAUGUUUCACACGUACGGGCUGUCGGUGAUCUCGUAUUCGCAGCUUCGGAGGGGGAACACGGUGGUUUCGAUGGGGAAGUUUGAACUUGAGAAGGUGUUGGGAGCGGUGGAGAAAUACAGGGUGACCCAUCUAUUCAUUGUUCCGCCGGUGAUGCUUUUGCUGGCGAAUCAACACAUUGCGGUGAAGAAGCAUGAUUUGUCGUCGUUGAAGCAAAUUGUGUAUGGUGGGGCACCUCUGGGGAAAGAGGUGACGGAGAAGUGUGCAAAGAACAUCCCUCAUGCUGAGAUUUGUCAGGGAUAUGGCAUGACAGUAACUUGUGGUUUCGUUUCAUUGGAACAAUCUCCCCUCUCUGGAUCAACUGGAACACUUGUUUCAGGAGUUGAAUCCCAGAUAGUUUGCACAGAUACAUUAAAAUCUCUUCCACCUAAUCAAUUGGGAGAAAUUUGGGUUCGAGGACCUAAUAUCAUGCAAGGUUAUCUCAACAAUCCAGAAGCCACAAAGCUAACUAUAGAUGGAAAAGGAUGGGUACACACAGGAGAUCUUGGAUACUUCAAUGAAGAGGGACAAUUAUUUGUUGUAGAUCGAAUUAAAGAGCUCAUCAAGUGUUAUGCUUUCCAGGUGGCACCUGCAGAGCUUGAAGGGCUGCUUCUUUCUCAUAAUGAAAUAUUAGAUGCUGCUGUGUUACCAUUCCCUGACAGUAAAGCUGGUGAGGUCCCAAUUGCUUAUGUUGUUCGCUCGCCAAACAGCUUGCUAACAGAAGAAGAUGUUCUGCAAUUUAUUGCCAAGCAGGUGGCGCCAUACAAAAGAUUACGAGCAGUAACUUUUGUAAAAAGUGUUCCAAAGACAGCUUCAGGAAAGAUUUCAAGAAGAGAGCUCGUAGAGAAACUCCGAUCCAAAAUAUAAGAUACCAAGCUUCUAUUAUUCCUACUAAGCUCAGAAAGGUCAUCCCCCUGUCCCUUUAUUUAUUUAUUUUUAUUUUUUUGUUCUUUUGAGCAAAUACGACAGACCGGAGAAACCAAUUGAAUUCAUUAUAUGUGAGCAUUACUAUAGUAGUAUCUGUCCAGUGAGAGCUAUAUAAGAGGGUCAUGUCCCUUCAAGUGUU
Molecule: messenger RNA, 1836 nt
Organism: Corylus avellana
Lineage: Eukaryota; Viridiplantae; Streptophyta; Magnoliopsida; Fagales; Betulaceae
Product: putative CoA ligase CCL10
Molecular function (GO): CoA-ligase activity
Source: RefSeq, a predicted model, not a curated record